Myodes glareolus (Bank vole) is the source of this 5185-nucleotide messenger RNA. RefSeq names its product spermatogenesis-associated protein 31D1. The record is from RefSeq and is a predicted model, not a curated record. Lineage: Eukaryota; Metazoa; Chordata; Mammalia; Rodentia; Cricetidae.
CUAGAGAUUAUUCUAUACUGAUGUGUCCCGUUUCUGUCCUCAUAUUAUUGGAUGUCACAGAGAGAUGUCUGAAGGGGAUGCCGAGGGGAGGAGAGAACACGGCUGCCCUAAGGCAUGAGGCCUGGUAGGGCUGGGAUUCAAGGAGAACCAAUGUUCUCAUCUGGACCCACAGCCUACCUCUGUGUGUAAUUAAAGUCCCAUGAUCUAGGGUCACGCACUGAUUUGGGGUCUCACUGACUUCUUUCCAGAUGGUGGGUUCCCUGAAGAGCGGUGUCCCUGGUCAUUUAAUCUGCCCUGUUCACUCACAUUGCCCUUCCCCCAGCCUUUCCUAAGUUGGGCAGCGGAUGAGGUCCCUAAGGGCCUCUGAACAAAACCUGUGUCCCCAAAACAUAAGACCUCCAGAGGUCCUGAGCUGUGACUACCGGCCUGAACCAUGCAUGGAGUAGAGGACCAGGAGCUAAGAGCCUGGAAUGUGGUCACGCAAACACCUUUAGUUUCUCAAACAAAGAACAGUUGAAAAUGACUGUCUUUCAAAGUUAAUAAGAAGGAAACUGUUACUCGAAGUCAGUAUUCGUGGAUAAUAGAUGUAGAAGAGAAAAAAGUUGUCAGGUGGGCGGUGGUGGCGCACGCCUUUAAUCCCAGCACUCGGGAGGCAGAGGCAGGCGAAUCUCUGUGAGUUUGAGGCCAGCCUGGUCUACAAGCAAGAGCUCGUUCCAGGACAGCUAGGACUGUUAUAUAUACAUUCUUAUAUAUCAGAGCAGAGCCAAGAGAAGACAAAAAAAUAAAAAAUAAAAAAAAAACCCGCUAACACUUAAAGCCAAGGUUCUUCCUGUCUGACCUGAGCCCCUCAAGGUGCUCCUUCCUGUUCUUCCACAAGUUUCUAGGCCCAUGAUCUGAUAAUGUCAUUUGCUAGACACAGUGCCUCUCAAGGAGGAGUUUCCAGAGAAGAUGCUUACAGGUUCGCAUCUGAGCAUGCCUCAGAGCCCCGGUGACGCCCAUAGUCUCAGGCAUUUGAAUGCUUGGUUCCCAGGUGGUGGUGGUAUUUGGGAGGCUGAGGGGAUGUGGCCUUAGGGGUGUAUGUCACUGGAGACAGGCUGUGAGAUCUCAGAUCCACAUCAUUUCAGGUUUGUUCCCUCUGCUUCCUGCCAGAGGCUCCAAAUGUGAGUUGUCAGCUGCUCCUGUGGCCAGGAGCCUUGCCACAGUAGGCUCUUAACCUCUGGAACUGUAAGCCCAAGCUGCUUGGGUCAUGGUUUUUUAUCAUGGCAACAGAACAGUAACAAAUGCAGUAAUUGGAACAAGGUACCUCGGCACUGCAUCCCUCUCCCUUCUGGUCGAGAGGUUUAACCAGGUCUGUUGGCUGCUUGGAGUCACGACGUCUGUCUCCUGACAUCGUGUGCAGCGCCCUGUUCCCGAGUGCUCACCAUCAAAGGGCUCCAGUAGAACCUUAGGUCUCAGUCUUCAUUUCUGUGUUACUUACUUUGCUGUUGCCGCAAUGAAAUGCCCUGACCAAAGCCACUUGGAGGAAGAGUUUGUUUUGGUUUAUAGUUCAAGGAUACAGUCUAUCCUGGAGGGGAAAUCGUGGUGGCGGGAGCUCUAUGUGACUUAGUGCAUCUGUUGUUUUUACCUAAGUUUUUCUAUUUACCAGGAAGGUCUCAGGAGUCAGAUAUUGGGCUAAAAACCUGCUGGAUCAGAGAAGCUGAGAAGCAACCCACUGACCUUCCCUUUUGGCCAAAGACCCUGCAAGAGAACCUCUUUCCACACUGUCACAAACCAAAAAGGCCUGCAAAUUUCCUUCUCCUUCCUGUCUUCCCAGGUUCUUUGUACUCUCUAUGGCUAAUUCUUGUCGACCAGUCACUGGAUCAGGAAAUUAGCCUGAUCCAAGGUUAGUCUGAUCGACACAGUCUCAGAGUUUCACGGUGCAGUCAAAUAUCUCAUGGAACAUCUGCAGCCAGGAAGCACUGAUACAUGAGAGCUGUCGGCUUACUCUCUCCUCUGUGUGCAGUCCAGGACCCCAGCCCAUCAGCCAGAAUUGGAGAACUUUCCAGAGAGAGAAGCAGAAGAAGGGGAGACGCUGUCUGCUCUGGAAGAUAACUUAAGAACUCUAGAGACAAAUGAAGUAGCCAUGGCAGAGGAGGAGGACGACAUGUUUUCUGACUCCAAGGGGUCAGAAGGUCAACCCACAGCCCCAUGGAAGGCGCCGGGUCAGGACACCCCAGGCCCAAAAACUCACUGGACUCUCAAAGGGGAAGCAGGACAGUUGGGGGUCUCUGAAGAGCCUCUGUGUGUGAAGGCCCCAGGGACAGACUUGGGGCAACCGCAGCACAGCCUACGCUUCUGGGGUCUCCCCUCCCUGCACAGUGAGUCCAUCGUGGCCACCCUCCUGGUGCCCCUGGGCAGCUACUCGCUAGAACCUCACCUUGUGUUGUUCAACGGGGUCUGUAAGGCUGUCCCAGACCCAGUGCUGGACCACGGAUCUCCAGCCCUUCCCCAGCCCCUCCCAGUGCCCCUCACCUUUGUACAUGCUCAGCCGCAGACUGUCCCUUUCUCUCCUGUCCCUCCUCAGGCCCAUAUGCAAUCUCCACUCUCUCCCAUGCAAUCAUCUGUGCCCCAUGGACGUCCUGUCCGAACACCGCAGAACAGGACUGUCUCUGAAGUCUUAAAUGGACGUGGACAUCUGCAGUACCAUCUGCUGCAGAAUCAUCCAGCUCACUUGUGGGGCAUGGUCCCCGAAUGUCAGUGUGAACCUGUCUUUGGUCUUCUGGUUCCCAGCUUUCCCUCGAUCAGCCAGCCUUCACAGGCCUAUGUCUCCAUCCCCAGGACUGGCCAUUUUCAUUUCAACAGUGGACCUCAGAACAACCUGGAGCCCUAUGGACCACACAGCCAGGUCCCAUCAUGGCACUAUCAGCCCUGCAUUAGGACAGGCGUCCCAGAAGCGGUGGACCCUCAGUCCAAGCCAACAGGAACAUCUCCCCAUGACUCCAGAUGUUCUAAACCUCAACGCUCGGUACACUGGAGUCUGAACUGCAGCGACAUCAGGACUGGAGAACCGAGCCAGUCAGAAAGUUUCUGUGAGCAGGCCUCAAUGCAGCCUCAGCUGAGAAAGGAUGUAGCCAAGAAUCUCGGCCAAAUCCUAGGAAAGUGCCCCCUAGACAACCCACAAGUGAUCUCAGAGUGUUAUGUCCUUAACACUCUCGGCGUUGUACCCAAGACAGAGCAGGAUUGGGCGGGCCGCUCCAGGACGGGCUGGGAAAGCCAGCGGCUCACCAUCUCAAGGAAGAGCUUGGACCAAAGGCACACAAGAAGCAUCCUUAGGUUACACAUGGACAGAAAGCUCUGGCAGAUCACAACGGGUCGGAUUCCAGUCCAGGUGUGCCGUUCAUGGCUGACUGAAGAUUUGCCUCCCUGGGACUCACUGGGAAAUGUUUACUGCAAUACCGCUAUUCCCAGAAUACCUUUUCUCGACCACAAGACGCAGAAGAUGCUGGAAGCCCAUCUUAUCAGGUUCCGAAUGAGUCAGAAGUGGGACCUCCCCCUCAAAGUUAUUGAAUCCAUAAAAUCCUAUCUGUUGAGAGAAGCUAAAACAUGGCCCCUUCCUCAGUCUGACUGCCCCUCCCCUUCCAACAGUACUUCUGAGUCGGAUUUGAAAGAUACCUUCCCCCCUCUCCUCAGAGGAAGCUCUAACCUUUUUCAUGAAGACAAGAUAGAAAGAGACUCAGCAAACUCAGCCUCCACCAUAGACCUCCUUCCCCUCACCGUCCCACAUGCAGACGGGGAAGGAGGGGAGCCCCUCAGACAAUCGCACUCCAGCCCUGCUUAUGAGGUUACAGAGAUGGUCCAGAUAGCUGAGGGAGACAGACCCAGCAAUGUGGACAGCACAAGUCGGGACGACGCUGAACCACACAGUAGACCUAAACAGGAGCCACCUGCAAAGGACCGAGUGGCUGAGUCUGAAUCGAAAAAUGGAAUGGCAAGAUCGUCUUCUCACCUAGAAAUCCCCACAGGUGAACAGAAGGUGGAGAGAGACCCAAUGUACAGGCUAACACCAAGAAUACUCAGCGAGAUCCUCAGGGGCCCGGAGGUGAGCUCGCUCCUUGCUGGGUCUGCUUCUAGCGGCAAGUUCAGAAGCUCCACAGAGGAGGAUGAAGACAGAAAUAAUCUAGCCUCCAGUCUGGUCACGGCACACAACCCUUCAAGGGCGCGGCUUCCUGAAGAUCCGGCAUUGCUGGACUUUAAGAAACUGUUGCUUAGGGAACUGAAGCUGAAGUUGGAGAAUCAGUCCCAAAACCAGACUGAAAGCUAUGAAAGCGAUGUGUCCCUUACCACGGGCAGUCUGACUGGCUACUCGCCUUCAUCUUCCAACAGUAUGUCCAGUGCAGACGUCUCGGUUUCCAGGGACUUCCAUGCCCACCUACAUAACCCAGGGAUCAGUUUGGAGCUAUGGCAGAAGCACAGGGCCUUCAAAUAUAUCUUAAGGAAUUUAACACCAGCUGAGAUCAGACCGGCCUCACCAGUACCCAGAGGAGAAAAUAGCAGCAGUGAGACCACCAAAGCAGGAAGGAAGGGCCAACCUAGUAAAGGAAAAUCAGACCACAAGCCACAUCCUCCUGAAGGCUACUUCAGAAAAAAGAUAGUACAGUUUUUCCAGUGGUUUCAUUCCAGGAAAGACAGCGCAAGGCACAGAUCCGAGAAAGACAGGGCUCUCUUUCUGAGCUGUGGGCCGCCCGAAGCCCACGAGCUCAUGGCCUCCCUCGGGAAGCUCCUGGAGGACAAGCUCUUAUGCGGGCAGAAAUCGGAAUUCUCGGAGUGGGGCCAGAAGAAGUGGCUCAAGCCCACCAAGGGACAGCCUUCCACCCACGGAGAAGGGGAAAGUAGCUGCUGCUGUCCCCAGACAUACCUCUCUUCGGGUCCAAGUCAGACACUCGGCCUUGGACAGAGACAUCCUCACAUAUCUUUUAAGCAGCAGUCACAGUUGAGUUAUUCGCCUUCCCCCAAGGCCAGGGAUCCCUAGUCCCAGGCAGGUCCUGCGUGUGUCACGUGCCUGCCCCUGUCCUCACGUCUGCUAAAGGUAGUGUUCUGAGACCCGACUCUUCCUCAGAAACGGAACAUGUUUCUGUUUAUGUGAGGCAAAGUUUCUGCAUUAGAACCCAGUCUUUGUUUAAAAAAUUAAAAUAUUUUCAGAGCAAUA